Molecule: messenger RNA, 330 nt
Organism: Bipolaris victoriae FI3
Lineage: Eukaryota; Fungi; Ascomycota; Dothideomycetes; Pleosporales; Pleosporaceae
Exons: 1
Source: RefSeq, a predicted model, not a curated record
GGCUCGUUAGUGGCUUCUGCUUUUUGGGGACGAGGCUUUGCUGUGAUGGGGAAAGCCCGGUAUGUGCGGCAAAGAAAAAAGAAAAGAGAUGUAGGUGGUGGAGGCAGCCAUUGUCGUCUGGAGAGCCGCUGUCGUUCAGCCCGCGUCAGAUGUGGCUUUCUGACCCCAUGGCGGCCGUAUUCAUCGAACCCAUGCUGGCCAGGUUGGAGGGAGGCAAUCCUACUGGUGGUUAUUUGCGCCGCUGCAUUGGGGCAAAGACGGUCGGGUGGGUUGGAUGCGGUGCAGCAGCAUCCAGAAGCCAGCGGGCAAAGGGGUUUAGGGCACAAUUAA